AUGUCUUCCCCCGCCCGAGAGUCACUGCUUAUCAACCCGGAGGAAGUGGGCACUUGGGCACUAGGCUCCUACGUUCCUGUGGAUGCUAGUUGGUUCAUGCAUGCUGCUAUCCGGCGUCCGAAAGAGGAAUUCGAAGUGAAACGGCUUCCUAAUGCUCGGUUCUUUGACCUAGACAAGGUGGCAUCCCAGCAUCCUCUUGGACUUCCACACAUGAUGCCGGAUAAUCAUACGUUUGCUGAUGCUUUAGAAUCGCUCGGCAUUGAUAGAGGAACGACCGUUGUUUUGUAUGACACUCAUGGGGUAUUUUCUUCACCGCGCGCUCUCUUCACCUUCAAGGCGUUUGGGCACCCUGGAGCGCUUGUCCUCAAUGGAGGACUGCCUGCAUGGGAAGAACAGGGAUUGCCUGUGGAAACGGAACCACCCAGUGCACCUUGGAAAUCAUCGUAUAAGCCCGUACCCCAAUUGGAUGCAUCCGUUAUCAGGAGUUAUGAGCAGAUGGUUGACAACUCCCAGUAUGAGCGGGAUAGUAAAGCAAGCGAGCUAGUGCUGGAUGCCCGAGCCCAUCCUCGAUAUACGGGCGAAACGCCUGAGCCCCGCGAUAUUCCUUCUGGACACAUACCCAACUCCUUCUCCCUUCCGUUCAGUACCCUGCUGGAACAACAUGAUAAGGGUGAUCGCUCAUACACGACCAUGCUUUCACCCGAAAAACUAGAGCAGGCGAUCCGGGAUGUUCUUGGCCCGAGUGCGGAUGCCGUGCUGGCGGGACAGCGACCCAUUGUCACGACUUGUGGGAGUGGGAUGACUGCCGCUAUCAUUUGGCUGGCCCUGCAGGAGCUCGGGAUCGAUGCGUCGGUGUAUGACGAGUCGUGGAUGGGAUAUGCGGCGCGCAAGAGCAGCAAGAUUGCCACGGGGGAUGAAUGA
Molecule: messenger RNA, 921 nt
Organism: Dacryopinax primogenitus
Lineage: Eukaryota; Fungi; Basidiomycota; Dacrymycetes; Dacrymycetales; Dacrymycetaceae
Product: Rhodanese-like protein
Exons: 9
Coding region: 1-921 (306 amino acids)
Biological process (GO): transsulfuration
Cellular component (GO): mitochondrion
Molecular function (GO): thiosulfate-cyanide sulfurtransferase activity
Source: RefSeq, a predicted model, not a curated record